UGUUUCAUUAACAUUUGUCAUCAUUCUUCGAUAUCAAAGAUCGAGUUGGACUUUUGAACAAUGAUUCAUCAGAGAAUAAGCUGGGUGCAAAUCCUUUGCGCUACGUUAUUUCUCAACCCAAUAUUUGCAGAAUGGAAUACAAGGGACUACAUAAGAAGAGAGCACUCUUUGACAAAACCCUAUCAAGGUAGUGGAAUGUCCUUGCCAUAUUGGGAUUUUUUAGGUAGUACAAUUGUAACCUCGAAUUAUGUGCGUCUAACACCCGAUUUGCAAUCAAAAGCUGGUGCUCUAUGGAAUACUGUUCCCUGUAACACUAGAAAUUGGGAACUACAGGUGCAAUUCAAAGUGCAUGGUCGAGGAAAAGAGCUAUUUGGUGAUGGAUUUGCAAUAUGGUAUGUCAAAGAGAGAAUGGAAAGUGGCCCUGUAUUUGGCAGUAAGGACUACUUCAAUGGCUUAGCAAUCAUACUCGACACAUACAGCAACCACAAUGGUGCUCAUAAUCACCAGCAUCCAUACAUAUCAGCGAUGGUAAAUAAUGGAACACUCCACUACGACCACGAUCGUGAUGGAACUCACACUCAGCUCUCUGGCUGCGAAGCAAAGUUUCGAAAUUUCAACCAUGAUUCACAUAUUUCUAUAGUGUAUAGGGAUGAUACACUUAUUGUAUCAACUGAUUUGGAAGGCAAGAAUGCCUGGAAGGAAUGUUUGAAAGUGGAGAAUGUCCUGUUGCCUACUGGGUACUACUUUGGUGCCUCUGCCACUACUGGAGACUUAAGUGAUAAUCAUGACAUUAUCUCUAUAAAAAUGUUUGAACUUGAUCUACUUGAAUCUCAAAAAAAAGACGAAGAUAGAUCUCACAUUAUCCCUUCAGCAGCCUCAUUCGAAGCACCACGCGAACGCAUCGAAGACGCCAAGCCAGCCAUGUCAGGCAUCAAAACAUUCCUCUGGAUGAUGUUUGUUGCCAUUGUAAUCAUUGUGCUAGUCGUUCUCGGUAUCAUGUGGUACCAAAAACGCCAAGAGCAGUCCAGAAAAAGACUUUAUUGAUGAUAGUGCUGUUCGAUUAUAGUGUGACAGUAUGGAAUUUAAUGAAUCGUGUUUAGUGUUAACUAAAGCCUUCGUCAAACAGAACGCGUAAUUAGCGCGCGUCAGAGCGCUAAACUGACGCCGCGCUAUGACGCCGAGAUGUGUCGUAAUACUAUAGUAACAUACCGUCAAACAGAGCGCCAGCGCUAUGCGCGCUACAUAUGUGUGACGCUAUGUUACCACAGUAGUACAUCACAUCUCGGCGUCAUAGCGUAGCGCUCUGAUGCGCGCUAAUUACGCGUUCUGUUUGACGAAGGCUUAAUAGUGUAUCAGGCAGUGAUGAUGACAAAUUGAAAUGUCCAAAGUGAAAUUUUUUAAGGUAUUUAUAUUUUUAUACGAAACAAGGAUCUUUAUAUUUCCAGGAUAUAAAAUAGUUUUUUAAACUAAAUCCUGAAAUUUCUUGACUUCUUCAAUCUAAUUACUAUAAUUAUUAGUAAGACGUAACUGAAAAAUACACGUUAUCACUAAAACUUUGUUUUGUAACUUGUAACUUUGUUUUACUAUAUAAAUGUUUCGUGAUUAUAGUAGAAUGAAAGUCAACUCUGUUAAAAAUCUAUAGACUGCGAUAAUAUUAUGUUUGUGUUUUUAAAUUUCAUUGUUAUAUGGAUCCUAGAUAAAUCAAUGCAAGUACAAAAUUUAAAGGAGAAUGGUUUGGUGAUUCUAAAGCAUAUAACUUUUAUGUGAAUCAAUAAUAAUGUCUGUAAUUUCGAAAUAUUGCCAACAAAUUUUUUAAGAAAGGGUGUUAUUAUCUAUAUGUGGACUAAAUCUGGUCAUAAUUUGGACAGCACUAUACUUGUAUUUAUGUGUCUGCAACUGAUUUUCUUAUUAUAACUUCACUUCCAUUGGUAUACCAAGUUGGGAAAUUGGAAUCUAGAUGUGAUCCUUCGAAAUACUAUGUAUGAUAUUAACGUUCAAACGAAAAUAAAUGUCUAAAUUAAAAAAAAA
This is a messenger RNA of Bombyx mandarina (wild silkworm), 2028 nucleotides long. Its product is annotated as vesicular integral-membrane protein VIP36. Lineage: Eukaryota; Metazoa; Arthropoda; Insecta; Lepidoptera; Bombycidae. The record is from RefSeq and is a predicted model, not a curated record.